AGACGAAAAGAUGCAGAACCCGCAAGCCUUCUCCCGGCCAGCUUCAGUAAAAGAAGGAAGAAAGCACAGUGUUCUCUCCUUGAAAGACCAGGUCCCACUGAAGGCAAGCCCCAUUCCCGCCUUCCUCAUGUCGUGGACUUUCUCCUUGCUUAUCCUGCUGGGUCUCGGACUCGGGCUGGCACUGGGGGCGGUGGAGAGAGCCAGGUUCAAUGAGACAGCGCAGCACCCCGUCUUCUACGUCGAUUUGCCAGGCAGGCUUUUCUUCCAGGCGAUGAACAUGUUGGCGCCUUUCAUGGAGGUGUGCUCGGUGGCCGUAGCCGUCGCCAGGCUCGGACCUUCGCUAGUGGCCAAGGCCCUCAGCUGGAGCGCGCUGUUCUUGCUGACAACGCAGUGCACCGCGCACGUGUCCUCAUUUGCUCUCACUUCCGCUCUGCAGCCUGGACAGCAGGCACGACCGCUGCUCGUCAAGCUGCCCGUCAAGCCAACCUCCACGGACGUAGUGUACGAUGCCCUACUGGUCUUUCUCAGGAGCAUGUUUCCCAAGAGCAUCGUUGACGCCUUCAUAUUUACGUGGGGAGAGACAACCGUUGGCACGGCAGCUUACGAAGAGAUCGGCCCUGGUAUUAUGAAGGCUAUCCCCGGCUUCAACAGCUAUGGGCUCAUAAGCUUCUCCCUCCUGUUUGGCCUCGUCCUGGGAGAACGGUUCUGCGACGACGAAGACAUCGUAUUCGACAUCCUGGAGGGCUUCACAAGUGCGCUGCUGCGGAUCAGUCAGCUACUGGCAUGGACGGCGCCUAUUUCACUGGGCUCCAUCGCUAUGGCGUGGAUAUUUCGUGUGCCCGACAUUAGCGAGUUCUACGGCCAUCUGAGCUCCUUUAUAUGGGUCGUCCUCCUGGCCUUCCUCAUCCAGCUCUUCAUCGUGCUGCCUUGCAUCUACGGCUACGUAGGCAAAGUGGACGGCAGGAAAUUCAUUCGGCGAGUGUUCAACGCCAUGUUCAUCCCUCUGACCACCACUUCGAGCCAAGCGAGCGUGCCGCUGACGAUUGCCUACCUGGAGAGUUCAGAGCUGCUGGACAUUCGGCUGGUGCGCCUCCUAGUGCCAGUCUUCGCCUGUAUGCGCAAGGACGCCAGCGGGGCCGUACGGUUGUCGCUCACCCUCAGCGUGGUGCAGGCGCAACACGCACAGCUCACCGUCGCCCAGUCAAUCUUUCUCGUGUUCACCGCAAGCCUCGCUGGUAUUAUGGCUUACGGCUACCGUAUUGAAGAGGCGAACCUGAUCUCUCACCUGGUACUCAACAGCCUUCCCAUCAUGGAGCCCAAAGAUGUUCCAUUCGACCUCGCCGCCAUUUUACUCGACCCGCUGUUGUCCCUGAUGAACAUAGCCGGUGACUGCGUGGGAGUUGCGGUGGUGCAGAGCGUCAUGUACAGGGACCUCUCUGUCGAACCGAGCGGCCUCGGCGGCUUCGACGAGGCCCUGCCGACAGCGCACCCAGUGGCCGCUGUCACGUCCAGCGAAUGUGACGUCUCUUGCGAGCCGUACUUCCGCAGUCACCGAUUCCCGACUCCGAUGUCCAGUGAACAGGAUGACGUACCACAGCUUUUUGGUCCACCGGCAGCCAAAGAAUGGAUAAGCACACCGCCACCUGUUCAAGCUCCGACGCCCAAAGAACCGGAAACCUUGCCUUCGCCUGUUCAACCACCGACAACCCAUGAGCAGGACAACUUGUGCACGCAGUCAAGCGCUUUGGUAGCGGAGAGCAGGUGCCAGUCUCACACAUGACAUGUGUGAAUAGUGGAGUCAACUUGACCGCAUCUACUACUACCACAUAACCUGAUGCCUGUCUUCACGUCCGCAGUGAAUGUGAAACAUUCUACAAUACAUUUAUUGCCGCGUUUUCGAAAAAUAACCUAGUUGUAUUCAAAUGUGUGCUUCUUGUUUUCAAUAUUGCCAUGCGAAUUGGCAGUACCUGCGAACUGUGAAGUGGCGUCUGAGGCUGCGGUACUACCGCAUCUAUAUACACUACUGAAUGAAAAUAUAUGAUACUUCAUCCUUUGGAAUAUUAAUUACAUACUUUGAAAAGCCCCCAAAUGCUGUUUCAUUUUCUUUAAUGUCAAACAGAAUGGCAACCAGACAAUACCGUUUGUAGACCAAGGAGCACAAAUGCGCAGCAUUUUGCUGAGUGAAACUUCCAUGAACUUCGCAGUUUCCGUUCUGUUGAUUUCUUGAGCUCAUUGUUGCCUAUCUUUUCGUGUUUGUCUACCAGUGGAUGUGUGUGUGUGUUUUUCUUCGGCUUUGAGCUGUUGUU
Molecule: messenger RNA, 2306 nt
Organism: Dermacentor albipictus
Lineage: Eukaryota; Metazoa; Arthropoda; Arachnida; Ixodida; Ixodidae
Product: excitatory amino acid transporter 1-like
Biological process (GO): L-glutamate transmembrane transport
Cellular component (GO): plasma membrane
Molecular function (GO): glutamate:sodium symporter activity; L-glutamate transmembrane transporter activity; neutral L-amino acid transmembrane transporter activity
Source: RefSeq, a predicted model, not a curated record